This is a messenger RNA of Limanda limanda (common dab), 3504 nucleotides long. RefSeq names its product adenylate cyclase type 1-like. Bases 1 to 3504 code for a protein of 1167 amino acids. Gene Ontology annotation, biological process: adenylate cyclase-activating G protein-coupled receptor signaling pathway; cAMP biosynthetic process; intracellular signal transduction. Gene Ontology annotation, molecular function: adenylate cyclase activity. The record is from RefSeq and is a predicted model, not a curated record. Gene Ontology annotation, cellular component: plasma membrane. Lineage: Eukaryota; Metazoa; Chordata; Actinopteri; Pleuronectiformes; Pleuronectidae. The transcript has 20 exons.
AUGAAUGGCACUGGCAUGGAGGAAAUACCGUUUCAGAAAGUCAAAACCAGGCGGAAGAGAGGUCACUGCCCACCGAGUGUCCCCCUGACCACCAUCGCCUGCGAGGACGAGUUCGACUGCAAGGAGCUGGAGUCCCUCUUCCAGAACUACAACCUGAAGCUGGAGCAGACGUCCACGCUCAAAGCGCUGGCCGUGCUCAUCUUCCUGUCCUCCGCACUGGCCGUGGUGGAGUUGCUGUCCGGCCCCAGCCUCACCAUCUCCAAGGGGUCCCAUCCGGUGCACUGUGUCGUCUUCGUCUCCCUGUUCAUCGUAACCAACGUCAAGUACCUGCAGGUGACUCAGCUGCAGCAGAUCGUCAACCUGACGCUGCUCUUCGGCUUCACCUUCUCCUUCCUCUGCUGCCCCUUCUCCCUGGGCGCGAUGGGGAUGGAGCCGCCGACCUCCCCGGAGCAGGGCAUGUGGCAGCUCAUCCUGGUCACCUUCGUCGCCUACGCGCUCCUACCUGUGCGCACGCUGCUGGCCGUGGUGUUUGGAAUAAUGGUUUCCAUCUCGCACUUGAUUGUGACGGCCACUUCUGUCACCAUGAAGACGCAGCGGCUCUGGAGAACGUUGGUUGCCAACACAGUCCUCUUCACCAGUGUCAACCUGUCAGGGCUUUUUGUGCGCAUCCUGACAGAGCGAGCCCAGAGGAAGGCCUUCCUUCAGGCUCGCAACUGCAUCGAGGAAAAGCUCCAGAUGGAGGACGAGAACGAGAAGCAGGAGCGCUUGCUAAUGAGUCUGUUGCCCAGGAACGUAGCUAUGGAGAUGAAAGAGGAUUUCCUGAAGCCCCCAGAAAGGAUCUUUCACAAAAUCUACAUCCAGCGCCACGACAACGUCAGCAUCCUGUUUGCAGAUAUAGUCGGUUUCACCAGUCUGGCCUCGCAGUGCACAGCCCAGGAACUGGUGAAACUGCUCAAUGAGCUGUUUGGGAAGUUUGAUGAGCUUGCCACGGAGAAUCACUGCCGCAGGAUUAAGAUCUUGGGCGACUGUUACUACUGUGUGUCUGGACUGACCCAACCCAAGACCGACCACGCCCACUGCUGUGUGGAAAUGGGUCUGGACAUGAUUGACACCAUAACGUCAGUGGCAGAGGCCACAGAGGUCAACCUGAACAUGCGCGUGGGCUUGCAUACAGGUCGGGUGCUCUGUGGAGUGCUGGGCCUCAGGAAAUGGCAGUAUGAUGUCUGGUCCAAUGAUGUGACCCUGGCCAACGUGAUGGAGGCUGGGGGACUACCUGGAAAAGUCCACAUCACCAAAUCUACACUGGAGUGCCUGAAUGGAGACUAUGAGGUGGAGCCUGGAAACGGCCACGAAAGGAACCCCUUCCUCCUGAAACAUGAAAUUGAAACCUUCUUUAUUGUGCCAUCUCACCGACGGAAGAUAUUCCCAGGAUUGAUUCUUUCGGAUAUAAAGCCCGCCAAAAAGAUGAAGUUCAAAACUGUGUGCUACUUACUAGUGCAGCUUAUGCACUGCAGGAAGAUGUUCAAGGCUGAGAUUCCCUUCUCCAAUGUCAUGAACUGCGAGGACGGUGAUAAGCGGAGGGCCAUGAGGACGGCGCCGCAGAAGCUGAGGAACCGUCCCAACGCCAACCAGGCCACCGUGGUCCAGAGCAGCCCCAGAACCCGGGUCAACCGCUACAUCGGGCGGCUGAUCGAGGCCCGGCAGACCGAGUCGGACACGGCGGACCUCAACGUCCUCACGCUCAUGUACAAGUGCUCCGAGCGUGAGCAGAGGUACCACCAGGUUCCGGAUGAGUACUUCACCAGUGCAGUGGUCGUCUCUCUGGUCCUCGCUGCCUUGUUUGGCCUUGUCUACCUUCUCAUCAUACCACAGGGCACAGUGAUACUUGUCCUUCUUGUCUUCUGCAUCUGUUUCCUAGUAGCUUGUAUCAUGUACCUGCACAUCACUAGAAUACAGUGUUUUCCAGGGUGCCUGACCAUUCAGAUUCGCACUGCCCUCUGUAUUCUCAUAGUGCUCUUAAUCUACGCUGUGGCCCAGGCCUGUGUGGUGGGCUGUAUGCCGUGGCUGUGGGGCAGUGCCAACACCAACAGCUCCAUCCUCAUCAUCGAUGACAUCAGUGGCGCCAACCACACCAUGGCGGAGCUGCCUUGUGAGGGUGCCCGCUACGCCUUCCUCUCCUGCGUUGUGGGCACCCUCACGCUGGCGCUUUUCCUGCGGGUCUCCUGGCUGCCAAAGGUGGCGCUAAUGCUCCUCCUCGGGGUGCUGUAUAUCACAGUGUUGGAGCUCAGUGGCUUUCGUGGGAAGGAAGGUGGGGGGUCCUUCCACAUCCGGGGCUAUGAGCCCAUCCUGUCUCUGUUGCUCUUUGUCAGUGCCCUGGCCCUCCACUCCAGGCAACUCGACCUCAAACUACGCCUGGACUUCCUAUGGGCUGUGCAGGCGGAGGAGGAGAGAGAUGGCAUGGAGAAAGUCAAGCUGGACAACAGGCGGAUUCUCUUCAACCUCCUGCCCGCGCACGUGGCUCAACACUUCCUGCUCUCAAACCCCAGGAACAUGGUGAGCCUCGCUAAUAGACAGGCAGGCAGACAAACAGAGAACCAGGAUCUGUACUAUCAGUCCUACGCACAAGUGGGCGUUCUGUUUGUCUCCAUCCCAAACUUCAACGAUUUCUACAUCGAGCUGGACGGAAACAACAUGGGAGUGGAGUGCCUCAGACUCCUGAAUGAGAUCAUUGCAGACUUUGACGAGCUCAUGGACAAGGAGUGCUACAAAGACAUAGAGAAGAUCAAAACCAUUGGCAGUACAUACAUGGCAGCUGUGGGCCUUGUCCCCACCAUUGGUACCAAGGCCAAAAAAUCUGUUUACGACCAUCUCAGCACAAUAGCAGACUACGCCAUUGAGAUGUUUGAUGUUUUGGAUGAAAUCAACUACCAGUCAUACAAUGAGUUUGUCCUGAGAGUGGGUAUCAAUGUCGGCCCGGUGGUCGCUGGGGUGAUCGGGGCACGGCGACCUCAGUACGACAUCUGGGGGAACACGGUGAAUGUGGCCAGUCGCAUGGACAGCACCGGAGUACCGGGAAAGAUACAGGUGACAGAGGAGGUCUAUCGCCUGCUGAACAACAACUACGACCUGGUGUGCCGCGGCAAAGUGAGCGUUAAGGGCAAAGGUGAGAUGCUGACGUACUUCCUGGAGGGGAAAGUUCAGGGUGUGGGCACAGCCACCGUCUCUUCAGUGAUGCGUUCCGUCAGCUUGGCUCGUCGCAUCCACUCCUGUGGGAAGACGAGCGUCCCGACCAAUCUGGGCAGCAACUCCACCGCCAGCCUGGCCGCUCACGCCGGCGUGGGCAGCAGCAGCGUCCAGAUGAACGCCGCCAGCAGCAGCAACAGCCAAGUGACUUGUAUCCCCUUCUCCAGCGUGCCUGCAGUGGGCGAGGAGGACGAGGAGGACAUUGAGGUGACGGGGAUUAAGAUCGAGCCUGUGGCCGACGCUGCAGAUGUAGCUGUGUAG